Guillardia theta CCMP2712 is the source of this 1407-nucleotide messenger RNA. RefSeq lists its product as hypothetical. The record is from RefSeq and is a predicted model, not a curated record. The transcript is spliced from 2 exons. Gene Ontology annotation, molecular function: pseudouridine synthase activity; RNA binding. NCBI's taxonomy places the organism in Eukaryota, Cryptophyceae, Pyrenomonadales, Geminigeraceae. Gene Ontology annotation, cellular component: box H/ACA snoRNP complex. Gene Ontology annotation, biological process: box H/ACA sno(s)RNA 3'-end processing; mRNA pseudouridine synthesis; snRNA pseudouridine synthesis. The coding region runs from base 1 to 1407 and encodes 468 amino acids.
AUGGGGAAGAAAGACAAGAGCGAGAAGAGCGAGAAGAAGAAAGAGUCGCUCGACUACACUAUCAAGCCCGAGGAUGUCACCCCGAAGAUCGACACCUCUAACUGGCCUCUGCUCCUCAAGAACUAUGACAAGCUCAACAUCCGCACUGGACAUUACACGCCCAUCCCCAACGGAUGCUCUCCACUGAAGCGUCCGAUCUUGGAGUAUGUCAGGUAUGGAGUCAUCAAUCUCGACAAGCCAGCAAACCCUUCCUCGCACGAGGUGGUCGCUUGGAUUCGCAGGAUUCUUCGUGUGGACAAGACAGGUCACAGUGGAACUUUGGAUCCCAAGGUUACUGGCUGCCUCAUCGUGUGCGUUGAGAGAGCCACGAGGUUGGUCAAGUCGCAGCAGGGAGCAGGAAAGGAGUACGUCUCCAUUGCUCGCCUCCACGGCGCCAUUGAGAGUGAGAACAAGUUCGCCAAGGCAUUGGAGAAGCUGAAAGGAGCUAUCUUCCAGAGGCCGCCUCUCAUCUCUGCCGUCAAGAGGCAGCUGCGUAUCAGGACCAUCUACGAGAGCAAGAUGAUCGAAUUCGACAAGGAGCGCAACCUGGGGGUGUUCUGGAUCAGCUGUGAGGCUGGAACGUACGUAAGGACCAUGUGCGUUCAUAUCGGUCUGCUCCUUGGAGUGGGUGGCCACAUGCAGGAGCUCCGUCGUGUUCGCUCUGGAGCCCUGACUGAGCACGACAACCUGAUGACGAUGCACGAUGUGCUCGAUGCCCAGUGGAUGUACGACACGUACAAGGACGAGUCGUACCUUCGCCGCGUGAUCCUUCCGCUCGAGAGGCUGCUCACUGGCUACAAGAGGGUUGUUGUGAAGGACAGCGCGGUGAACGCCAUCUGCUACGGCGCAAAGUUGAUGAUCCCUGGUCUGCUGAGGUUCGAGGACGGGAUCGAGAUCGGGACUGAAAUCGUCAUGAUCACCACAAAGGGCGAAGCUAUCUGCCUCGGCAUCGCUCAGAUGACCACCGCUGUGAUGGCCACCUGCGACCAUGGCGUCGUCGCCAAGAUCAAGCGCGUGAUCAUGGAAAGGGACACGUACCCGAGGAGGUGGGGCCUGGGCCCUCAGGCGAAAGCGAAGAAGCAGAUGAUCAUUGAUGGCAAGCUCGACAAGUACGGCCGCCCCAACGCCAACACCCCGUCCAACUGGCAGAACCUGUACAAGGAUCUGUCGGGCAACCAGAGCACUCCGGCCAAGGUUGAGAGUCAGAAGGAGGAAGAACCAGCUUCCAAGAAGAGGAAGAAGGAGCGAGAAAAUAGCGACACAGACGAAGACGAGAAGAAGAAGGAGAAGAAAGAAAAGAAGGAAGAGAAGAAGGAGAAGAAAGACAAGAAGAAGAAAAAGAAGGAUUCUGAUUCUGAGUCAGAUUAA